Messenger RNA from Gregarina niphandrodes, 1767 nucleotides. Its product is annotated as putative diacylglycerol kinase. The transcript has 2 exons. The record is from RefSeq and is a predicted model, not a curated record. Bases 1 to 1767 code for a protein of 588 amino acids. Gene Ontology annotation, molecular function: ATP-dependent diacylglycerol kinase activity. Lineage: Eukaryota; Apicomplexa; Conoidasida; Eugregarinorida; Gregarinidae.
AUGAACCGCGUCGACUCAAGAACCGAAACGGCAGCCACCUCCACCAAUGCCUCACCUGGCAAACGCCUUGACGACGCCCGUAAGGAGAUCGACACGUCAAACACAGCGGCGACGCUAGGUGCAGUCGUCUCUUCUGCUGCGGUUACAGCGGCAGUAGGAAGCACAGCGGCAACGGGGAACACAGCGGCAAUGCCUGAGAUCCACGUGGCGUUGGCGUCUGGGGGAGGUAUGACACCGGGUGCGGUUGGGGAGGAGACGCCGUCGGAGGCGGCGUCGGAAUCGGCGUUGUCGAGUGGGUUACCGCGGACGCCUUCGAUUGGGUUGACACGGGUGCCGGUAGGUGGGGGCGUUCCGGAGGUUGUGCGUGAUUUACCGCGACCGAAUGCGUUUCUAUUUGUGAAUCCUACGUCUGGCGGGAAUGCGGCGGGAUGUUUUACAGCUCAGGCAAUCAAUGAGCAGUUGGUCGACGAGUUAGGUGGUGAUCGAGGUCCUGUGCGGUUACACGUGGCGGAUAUUCGCGAGGGUUCAUCGGGCAACAAGCCUAUGUUCCUGAAGCUGAAGAAGUUGGUUGAAGACCUAGUACUCGAGAAUCUGGAGGAACGUGUCACCGUGGUCAUGGCUGGCGGCGACGGUACUGUGCUAUGGGGCAUCUCCGAGAUCUGGGAACAUGGCAUAGAUGACAGCUACAUUGUAUUCGGAGUCAUUCCCUUUGGCACCGGCAAUGACUUCGCUAAGGCGCUCAAUUGGCAACCUUGCGUCAUCCAGAACCCCUUCACUUUUGGGUUACCUCAACUACGCACACUUGUAAGCAGCUGGUUGGAUAGCAAGGUUAUAUUACACGACAUAUGGGACCUACAAAUCAAGCUCCGAGAAGGAGGUUGUUUCAAAAAAAUUGACUCAAGCACUCGACAGAAAAUUGUCCUGAAAGAUAACGAUGGUCAAAGCUCCCUCAUCAUGCGGAAAAAACUUAAUAACUACUUCUCUCUCGGAGUCGAGUCACGUAUUGGCAUCGGUUUCGAUCGACAUCGCAAACAAAGCGCGUUCAGAAACAAGAUUGUGUAUGUGAAUGAAGGAGUUAAAAAGACGCUAUUCCAUAAACCUGUUGUGGUGUCGAAAAUGAUCAGGACAAUGAAAACAAACAACCCCUCCACUGGUAGACUUCAAACUGUCUUCAGUUCGGACCCCAUGAAUAUGACUCAACGUACAUUACGAAAGUGUGCGUCACUUAUUGCCAUUAACAUACCAUCGUUUGCAUCCGGAUUGGAUAUCUGGAAGAACGCUCAUAGAAUCGGUUUACGAGAUGCGGACAGCCGAGCGCUCACCAAAGAAGUAAAACGAUCCAUUACCUCCAUGAGGCGUGCACUCUCCAUGUCUAACACAAACACGGGCGACGCACUUGAUGAAACCUUCCCACAUACACCCGUUGCACCGGGAGUACCCGGAAGCAACGUAACACGUCAAAGGUCUAGACGUACCAAAUUGAAACGGUGCAUCUGCUGUGUGGGCUGUUCAUCUGCACCUCCUCAGGGUGACUUGGCCGAACUGGCCGAGGCUAAUCAGCAGAUGGGAGACGGCCAACUGGAAUGGGUCACCUUCGGAACAGUGACCUCACUAGGCACGGAACAAGUUCUUGAGGGAUUAGGUCGAAGAAUCCACCAAGGAGGAGGACCAUUCACUCUCGCAUUUCAUGAGAAUCUGGGAGACGAGGAUCGAGUAUACUACCAGAUCGAUGGAGAAUUCUAUAUAAUGACCAAACCACUAGAGUAA